AUGAAACUGAGAAGGUUGUUCCAAUCGAAUCCAGAAAUGAAUUUGAAGGGUAUGCGAGAACACUUGAAGAAUGAGUAUGGGAUUGAGGUCGACAACAGGAGGUUAUGGAAGGCCAAAGGUGAAAUUGAGGGUGACCAUGUGCAGUCUUAUGGCAAGAUGAGAAGAUAUGCAUCAAUGAUUAUAGCCACCAACCCUGGUAGUACAACUAUUGUGCAAUCUGAGCUAGUAGCUGUGGAAACAAAAACUAUAGAAGAUGGCAAUGAAGCUUCAGAUUCUAUUCCCCCAGUAAUGAAGCCUCAAUUUAAGAGGUGCUUUGUUUGUUAUGAAGGUGUAAAAGCUGGAUUUUUAACUGGAUGCAAACCUUUUUUUGGCCUAGAUGGUUGCCAUCUGAAAAGCCCUUAUAAGGGUAUACUAUUAUCUGCUGUUGGACUCGAUGCAAACAUGCACUUUUAUCCCAUUGCUUAUGCCAUAGUGGAAGCUGAGAAUAAUGAAAGAUGGAAGUGGUUUCUACAGCUUUUAACUGAGGCAAUUGGAGAAAAAGCCAUCAAUGGACAACCUUGGUGCAUAAUGAGUGAUAGACAAAAGGGGUUAAUAGAAGCCGUAAGCACUAUACCAAAUGUUAGCCAUCGUUACUGCUGUUUCCAUAUUGAAAAUAAUAUGGUGAAAGAUUUUGGCACUUCUUACUUGAAAAACUACUUUUGGGCAGCUGCUGAAACGACAAACUUACAAAAAUUUCAUAAUAUUAUGAACCAAAUCAAAUCAUUCAACAAGGAGGCGUACACAUGGUUGUCAAACAUAGAUCCUAAACAUUGGACGAUGAGUUGUUUCGACCCAAAUGUCAAAGUUGAACACUUAACAAACAACCACGUCGAAUCAUUUAAUGACUGGAUAGAAGAGGUUCGCUUCAAGCCUCCAAUAGAUUUGCUAGAAGGCCUUCGAAUCCAGAAUUCAAAUAUGAUGUAUGCAAGGAAGGUCACGGCUGAUAGGUGGCAAGAAAAAUUAACUCCAAAAAUACAACUGAAAGUUACUGAAAUUUUGAAGAAAUCAAGAUUUGCUCAAGUCACUAGAGUAUGGGAUUAUGAGUUUCAAGUGGACUACAAGAACAACAGCUACACUGUGAGAUUAGAUGAAGGUUAUUGUAUUUGUGGUCAGUGGAAAAUUCGAGGGUACCCUUAUGUUCAUGCAGCUGCAUGCAUCAAUAGUAUAAGGGCAAACAUUUAUGACUACUGUUCAAAUUACUUCACAACAGAACAAUGGAGAAAGACUUAUGAAAAAGUCAUACACCCAUUACCAGAUGAGUCCAUGUGGCCUCCUUUUGAGGAUGAACUCCUUUUUCCCCCACCAGUUAGAAGACAACCAGGGAGACCAAAAAAGCAUCGUAGAAGGAAGGUUGCAGGGGAAGAGCGGACCUUGAAACCUAUAUCCAGCUCAAAGACUUGCAAAAAUUGUAAGGAAAUUGGUCAUACUAGACAUACAUGCAAGGCACCUCCAAUUGUAGAACAUCCAGCACCAACAACUCCAGUACAAAGAAGAGGCAGGGGACGAGGUAGAGGAAUAGGUAGGGGCCAAAGCAAGGAUAAGGCAACCACGACUGUUGCACCAAACACAAAUUCUACUCAAGGAAACCGAGGGAGAGGUAGAGGAAGACCCCGUGGUAGAGGUCGUGGUGGCAUUCGUCAUGCAACAAUCCAGGAUAUGGAACAAUCUGAGAAUGAAGUUGAAGAACAUGCUCAAGAAACUGAGGCUGAGGAGUUGACCACAGUUGAGCUACCACUAGAUUUGUUCCAAACUCAACCAACACGGUGA
Humulus lupulus (European hop) is the source of this 1806-nucleotide messenger RNA. RefSeq lists its product as uncharacterized. The record is from RefSeq and is a predicted model, not a curated record. Lineage: Eukaryota; Viridiplantae; Streptophyta; Magnoliopsida; Rosales; Cannabaceae. The transcript is spliced from 3 exons. Bases 1 to 1806 code for a protein of 601 amino acids. Gene Ontology annotation, molecular function: zinc ion binding.